Molecule: messenger RNA, 411 nt
Organism: Suillus subaureus
Lineage: Eukaryota; Fungi; Basidiomycota; Agaricomycetes; Boletales; Suillaceae
Exons: 1
Coding region: 1-411 (136 amino acids)
Source: RefSeq, a predicted model, not a curated record
AUGGUGAAUGCACGUCAGAAAGCAUCUGCUGCUGCAAAGUCAACGAAACAGCGAGGACGUCCACCUGUCAACAAAUCAGCAAGGACUACCCAACAACAGAUAAAAUCUACAGCAGGUGUGGCCGAAGACAUACCAGCACCUGCCAUAAAGCCAAAACCAACUCCACGGGCAGUCCCAAAGCGGGUCCAUGUGCUUCCUCCCAAAAGUCCAGUGUCAUCUGACUCGAACAGACAUGCCAUUGAGCUCGAAACUGCCAAGAAUGAAGCUGCAGCUAUACUUGCAGGGAUGGCAGAUAGUGGAACAGUUAAUGAGGAGAACGACAACUUUUUCACCAACCUCGAUGACUUGGCACUUGGCGAGCCUGAGAUUGAACAGCAAUUCUCAGCAGCAGCUUUUGUUGCCUUUAUAUGA